AUGCGCGCAUACUUCGCCGUUGCCUUUGCGCUGCCGCUCAUCGCUGCAGGCGCGCACCUGGGCCAUCGUCACAGUCAUGAUCAUGCCGACGUUCAUCGCCGCGCGGUCAAAACUGAUGUCGUCGUUGUCACCGAGACGGUAUAUCUUACGCUGACUGCAGAGCCCAUCUCGACCUCACCACAAUCUUCUAGCUGUGCCGCCGUCAGCACCUCGACUGCGGCUCCACCGUCCAUUACUUUCAACCUCCCGGAGAAGGGACCAUCCGAUAUCGCGUCCAGGUCUGCGUCGUCUUCUGCCGCAUCGUUCUCUGCUGCGCCAUCAUCUGAUUUGCCACCUAAGACUCCAUCAUCUACCGGAAACCUCUAUGCGCCUCUGAGCUACGAACCGCAUACUGCCAUCAUUGUCAACUCCUGCGACUAUGGCGUCUACAUAUCUUCAAUCGGCGACGUCACUACCUGUGGCCCCGGAAAGAUUUGCGAGCUUGUACCCGCUAACACCACCUACUCCGAACCAAUCCGCAGCUGCGGCGACUCUGGAAUCUCCCUCAAGGUCUCAAAGACGGAGUCAAUGGCCCAGCCGAUGCAGUUCGAAUAUACUGUCUGGCCUGACAGCACCACCAUGUCCUACGAUAUUUCCUACUUGGACUGCCAAGUCAAGACUGACGAUGUCUUUGACUUCAGUGCCUGCGUGGGACACGAGAAGGGUAUACAGGCUGCCGCCCCCGAUGGACCCGUCUACGAGUGCGUGGCAAAUGAACCAUGUGCUCAGAAUGCCUACAUUGUACCUGAGUUUGGCUACUUGCCCGGUGCACCGGUCGGUAGUUCCACCAUCGACAAGGGUAUUGCCUUCGAGAUUUGCGCAGAGAACAGGACGUGA
Alternaria arborescens is the source of this 876-nucleotide messenger RNA. RefSeq lists its product as hypothetical. The transcript has a single exon. The record is from RefSeq and is a predicted model, not a curated record. Bases 1 to 876 code for a protein of 291 amino acids. NCBI's taxonomy places the organism in Eukaryota, Fungi, Ascomycota, Dothideomycetes, Pleosporales, Pleosporaceae.